AUGUCUCUUAUCCCUCCGAAGGAAGCCACCACAACGGCGACGGCAAAGGCGACCACGACGCCCACCGCGAUCGCGACUACCACCACCACCACCACCACCGCCGCCACCACGACGCCGAAGGUGAAGGCCUUGUCGCCGCCAACUCAGUCUAGUACUGAUGCGCCUAAUAUCGCUGUGUCGGAGCCUCAACAAGAUGCAUCAGUAAAAGUCGACACCAUCACUACCACCAAUGCCGAAACCCUCCCUCCGCCACGGACUACUGCUGGCAUCAGCGACUACUUCUCAGGAAAUCAUGGCCUGGCAACCGAGACAAACCCAUUCGAGUAUUCAUUUGCAGGCGGCGGAUCAUUAGCGAACGGCGGACAAGUGCAGACACCUGGAGGAACGAAGCUUCCAUCCAUCAAUGCCCUCACAUCUCCGGGUGUCUCUUUCUGGCCCAUCAUUACAGGCAUGCGUUCUGGUCCUCUAAGCCCUGCUAUGCUUGGAGGUCCGCCUAAAGACGAUUACUUUGGCUCUGGGCACCAUCUCCGAGGCAGCUUCCCAGGUGUCACCCCGAAUGAAUCAAGCUUGCGAUCGGGCUUGACGCCCGGUGGACCUGGCUUUACACCCGGUGGUACAGGAACCAUGUUCCCCCAAUCGAGUCCAGGUUUCGCCGACAUGGUCCCUACAACUCCAGGUGGACUGGAUUUCGGGCGCGCUGCUAUCAACGCGCGCAACAAGAUCGGCGAAAUGCCCAACAUCACAUCCCAACCACAAGACCCCAUGCACGAUUUGGAUAGCAAGCCUAGACAGCCACCAACACAACUUCAAAGAAGUUACGAGGAGUCAAACGCGACCGACGCUGCCAACGGGCUCUUCCUACUUGCGAACGCGAACCACGACCCUUCGCAGACGAAUCAUUACACCGUCGCUCCGCAGACCGUCUUACAAGGCAUCGCUCAAUCCAUGCCACAAAUGGGCCACUCCCGAGAUUCUAGCCACACCGCACACCAACGAAAUGGUGGAUCUAACAACAACCAACCCGGCCGUCGAAACAGUGAUAUGAGUGGCAUCUCGGAAGAAGAACAAUCAAGUAGACCCACUACCCGAGGUAAGGGUAAGAGACCUGCUACCCAGGAAAACCAGCCCAACGGCAAUGGUCGACGCAAAGCUACCGACCAAACUCCUGCGAAGGCGCCUGCCGGUAAGAAGUCCAAGGGUAACAACGGCAAUGUCGUGAACAUGGAUGAGCCGAUAUCAGAUGAAGAGCCCGAUAUUACCAAGGACGAGUACCACGCCAACGGCAAGAAGAUGACCGAUGAUGAGAAGCGGAAGAAUUUCCUCGAACGUAACCGGGUUGCUGCUCUCAAGUGCAGACAACGCAAGAAGCAAUGGCUCCAAAACCUUCAAACAAAGGUAGAGAUGUACAGCAUGGAGAACGACAGUCUCAACACCACGAUCACGGCAUUGCGGGACGAGCUUGUCAACAUAAAAACUCUUCUUCUAGCUCACAAGGAUUGCCCCGUCUCUCACUCGCAAGGCCUGAGCAAUGGUGGCAUGCAGCAACUUAUGGAAGGCGGUUACGCCAAUCCUCAUAUGAAUCCAUAUGGUAUGGCAAUGGGCCAACAUCCCCAAAUGAUGGCCAACCAAGCAUUUCAACAACAACAACAGCAACAGCAAAGGCGAGAAUCGUGA
Molecule: messenger RNA, 1674 nt
Organism: Drepanopeziza brunnea f. sp. 'multigermtubi' MB_m1
Lineage: Eukaryota; Fungi; Ascomycota; Leotiomycetes; Helotiales; Drepanopezizaceae
Biological process (GO): regulation of transcription by RNA polymerase II
Molecular function (GO): DNA-binding transcription factor activity, RNA polymerase II-specific; RNA polymerase II cis-regulatory region sequence-specific DNA binding
Source: RefSeq, a predicted model, not a curated record